UCACACAAUCUAGAUAGACUAUGGCUUGGUUUUGGCAGUUGUGGCUUUCUCCUCGCCCCCAGCGAUCGGAAAUUGCUUCAGAUUUAACCGUUUAUUCCAAUAACGACGCGGCACUCUUUGAGUUCCUCAUAGAACCUGAUGGCCGAUGGGUUGUAAAGGAAACACACUACAUCAACAACCCUCUGGUCAAAAAUGGACUUUCUGGUCCACCACUGCACAUUCACUGGAAACAGAGUGAAUAUUUUCAAGUCGAACAGGGUGUAAUUGGAAUACAUAAGAAUGGAAAGGAGAUAAGAGCUACAAAGGAUGAUGGCAUUAUCGAGGUGCUCGCUGGUACACGACACAAAUUCUGGUCGCAUGCAUCCAACAAAGAGGAUUUAAUUUUCAAAGUGUGGGCGGAGCCCCAAGGCCUCGAUAACAGCUUCGAUGAACGGUUCAUUCGCAACUUGAUAGGCUACCAGGCAGACUGCUACAAGGCAAAGACGGCUCCUUCUGUGUUCCAACUCGCGCUCAUCUCCUAUGACUGUGCAACUUUGGCCACGCCGCCUUUCUGGAUGCCGUUGUGGCUUCUUGCGUCGGUCCAAUAUGUGCUGGCUUAUUGGGUUGGUGGCUACCUACUCGGGUACAAACCGUCAUACCCUGAGUAUUAUAAAGAGCCGGAAGAUAAGAAGUCGACUUGAAAUGGAGGGGAAAAUACAUGUAGUCG
Molecule: messenger RNA, 706 nt
Organism: Trichoderma atroviride IMI 206040
Lineage: Eukaryota; Fungi; Ascomycota; Sordariomycetes; Hypocreales; Hypocreaceae
Source: RefSeq, a predicted model, not a curated record